This is a messenger RNA of Didymodactylos carnosus, 1479 nucleotides long. Lineage: Eukaryota; Metazoa; Rotifera; Eurotatoria; Philodinida; Philodinidae. The record is from the annotation of a GenBank genome assembly.
AUGUUAUACGAUUUUUCUGAACCAGUUUGUCGAGGAUGUUGUAAUUAUGAAGGUGCAGAACGUAUCGAAACAAUUAUUGAUAAUGCUCGUGCAUUACGUCGAAGUUCAGUGAUGGAAAAACAAACAGUUCAUGUACCAUUAUCUACAUCAUCUACUGUAACGACUUCAACAAAAGUCGCUAAUAAUGGUAAUCAUCAUCCAAUAUCAAUGUAUCAAAAUCAAAUUCGUAAUAUAGCCACUCAAUCAAAUGGACACCGUUUUUUAGGCGAAACAAAUUCUCGUCCAAAUCUUGUCAUGCCAUUAUCAAAUCGUAAUAUAUCGAAAAAUACUCGUCUAGAUGAUGGAUUACAUAAUACAAAUAUUUCUCAUCAUCUUUUACAACAUCAGAGUCCUUCUCCUCCCUAUCCUGAAUCGUCAACAGUCGAGGCAAUUAUACCAGAUGAUUUAUCAAUGCCUGAACUAGUCAAAGAUAUUUUACGUAUAUUAUCAUCAUCAAUACCAUUUGAUAUACGUUUAAAAAAAGAUACAACAAUUAUUGGACGUAUAUUCUUUUUUGAUUCUUAUUUGCGUUCACCUAAUGAAUAUGAACUUCGUACAUAUGUUGAAUAUCCUUAUACUGUUCAUGGUUCAAGUAAUGUUUAUACAAAUUUAACAACUCUAUUGAAACAAAUGAACUCCAAUUCUACUAAAGAUAAAUCUAUAGCAUCAACCUCAUCACCACCAUUACCAACAAUAACGACAACAACAAAUUCUAUUAGUAACAGUCCAACACGUUCAAUAACAAAUUCUUAUCAAGCUUUAGAAUAUAAAACAAAAGAUGAUAAUUGGCAUUUAUUAGGUGAACUACUAUCAGAACGUGUUCGUACAUUUCGUGAACUACCCAAUCAAGAUAUACUUCCUCAAUUAUAUCUCGAUCCGAAAUAUUCAAAACUACCAGUUAUUACUGCAACAGCACGUUUAAAUAAACGAAAACAUUUGUCAACACUGGAUUUUGAUAUUGGAUGUAUUCAUUCAAAUAGAACAUUAGCUGGUCUCAACUGUUUUGGACCCUCAAAAACGAAUGGUUAUCGUUUACCUACGAAACGAACGCGAUGUGGAUCUGAUACAGGAACGACAACAAAACAACAUAAACAACAAACAACUUCAACUGAGUCAACAGAUGGAACAAGCGAUGCUACAAGAAUAGAAUCAACAGUAUCAACAUUACGUGAAAUUUUAAAAUGUUCUCAAUGUUUACGACCAUUAGAGGAUACUCAUUUUGUCCAGUGUCCAUCGUCAAUGGCUCAUCGAUAUUGUUUUCCAUGUUGUCGUGAUUUUAUUAUAAAACAACCGUCAUCAUCAAAUCAAGAGAUAUAUUGUCCAAGCGGAGAAAAAUGUCCGCUACUCGGCUCUCAUAUACCUUGGGCAUUUAUGAAAUCAGAAAUAGCAACAAUUCUUGCGUCAACAAAAGCAGCAGUCAAACAAGAAGCAGAAACAUGA